GCAGCGACGAGUCAUGUGACUCGGACUACAGCGCGUGUAGAGCCGCAGCUCACCGGACGAGGAACUCAAGUUGACGCGAAGUACCUGGUGUCUGUCUGUCUGUCUUCUUCUGGACCAAAAAAAGAAGAAAAAAAAAAAAAACAAACAAACGGAAACAAAAACCACACAAACACACCGCGUCUGGAUUCGUAUCUGCAGGAUGACAUCAUCUUUGGCCUUCUGUGUCCUGGUCCUCUCUGCGACCACCUUAGCUUUGGACAAUGGUCUGAUGAGGAUGCCACCCAUGGGUUGGUUGGCAUGGGAGCGGUUCCGCUGUGACAUUGACUGUAAAAAUGACUCCAAGAAUUGCAUCAGUGAAAACCUCUUCAAGGAUAUGGCAGACCGGCUGUCAGAAGAUGGAUGGAGGGAACUGGGAUACAUUUAUGUCAACAUUGACGACUGCUGGUCUUCCAUGCAGCGGGACAGUCAGGGACGCUUGCAGGCUGAUCCAGACAGGUUUCCUGGAGGCAUCCAGAAUCUUGCCCGCUACAUGCAUGACCGGGGCCUAAAGCUGGGCAUUUAUGGAGAUCUGGGUACACACACCUGUGGGGGAUACCCUGGUACCACGCUGGACAAGAUUGAGACUGAUGCCAAGACCUUUGCUGAAUGGGGUGUGGACAUGCUCAAGUUGGAUGGAUGUUACUCCAAUGCAACAGAGCAAGAAAAGGGGUAUCCGCUCAUGUCACAGGCUCUGAAUGCCACGGGCCGUCCUAUUGGCUACUCUUGCAGUUGGCCUGCCUACCAGGGUGGGCUUCCUCCCAGCAUAAACUAUACAGUGCUUGGUCAGAUCUGUAACCUUUGGAGAAACUAUGGUGAUAUCCAAGAUUCAUGGGAUAGCGUGCUGAACAUCGUGGACUGGUUUAUGACCAAUCAGGAUGUUCUCCAGCCUGCUGCAGGCCCUGGCCGCUGGAAUGACCCCGAUAUGCUGAUCAUAGGAAACUUUGGGCUCAGCGUGGACCAGUCGCGUUCCCAGAUGGCUCUAUGGGCGAUCAUGGCGGCUCCUCUCUUCAUGUCUACUGACCUUCGCACCUUGAGCAGCGAGGCACGGGCCAUCCUGCAGAACAAAGCUGUCAUCAGUAUCAACCAAGACCCCCUGGGCAUCCAGGGAAGACGCCUCUUGAAGGAGAAGAGUGGUAUUGAGGUGUUCUGGCGGCCCCUGUUGCAGUCAGCCAGUGCUCUGGUGUUCUUCAGCCGCCGCACUGACAUGCCCUACCGUUACACCACUACCCUGGCCAGCCUCAACUACACAGCAGGCACCUACAAGGUGUAUGAUGUAUUCUCAGGGCAAGUGAUGAAAAAUUUGAGCGACACCACUGCUUUCACAGUGUCCAUUAAUCCAUCUGGAGUGGUCAUGUGGUACAUCAGUCCCUCAGAGAAUGAGAGCAGACAUCCUGAAGAGGAAGCAGGAGAGUACCCUCAUUUCCGCCGGAAGUACAGAGUGUCUUCAUUACGCCAGCACACUGAGAAUUUCCCGCCCCACAUUAUGCUCUGAAAGCCCUAGAGACUGACUGGGUUCUUAAUCAAUGUUUACGAUAAAACCUUCAAAAGUGACUCAGGUGCAAGGUAUUGCUUUCUUUAAUGAUUUUUGGGAAUUGUAAAUGAAAGAUGUAUGAUCUUUUUUUCAUAUUUUAUAUUUUUAAUACAUGCCAAUCUUUUUAAAGACUUGAUUUCUCUAAUUAACGUGCAGGAAAAGGAUGGCAGUGCCUCCAAUUUUACACAUGGUGAGUGAAUAUGUGCACAUUCUGCUGUGGCUAGUUUGGCAAGGUUUAGAGUAAUAGGAUAUUUUAUGUACUUUUUAGUCACAUCUAAAGUUGAAGAAAAAAAAUUUAAAGGAAUAAAAUGUGUCCAGAAGCUAUUAAAUAUUUUUUCCUCCCUUAGCUGAUAUUCUCCUACACUGAUUAAAACAUCUGCACUUACAUUACUCCAUUUAGCAGACACUUUUCUUCAAAGUGACUUCCACUGUACACUGUCUAGUGUUAUC
This is a messenger RNA of Scleropages formosus (Asian bonytongue), 2020 nucleotides long. It is a transcript of the gene naga, whose product is annotated as N-acetylgalactosaminidase, alpha. Lineage: Eukaryota; Metazoa; Chordata; Actinopteri; Osteoglossiformes; Osteoglossidae. The record is from RefSeq and is a predicted model, not a curated record. Gene Ontology annotation, cellular component: cytoplasm. The transcript has 9 exons. Bases 200 to 1531 code for a protein of 443 amino acids. Gene Ontology annotation, biological process: glycoside catabolic process; oligosaccharide metabolic process. Gene Ontology annotation, molecular function: alpha-galactosidase activity.